Molecule: messenger RNA, 3117 nt
Organism: Dictyostelium discoideum AX4
Lineage: Eukaryota; Evosea; Eumycetozoa; Dictyosteliales; Dictyosteliaceae
Exons: 1
Coding region: 1-3117 (1038 amino acids)
Source: RefSeq, a predicted model, not a curated record
AUGCAAACGAAUUUUAAUUUAGUAUCUAUUCCAUUAAACUCUUCAAUAGAAACAAUAGAGCAAAUUACAAAACCCUCAAAUAAAACCACUAAUAAUAAUAAUAAUAUAAAUAAUAAUAUAAAUAAUAAUAUAAAUAAUAAUAUAAAUAAUAAUAAUAAUAAUAAACAUUUAAAUUCAAUUAAAUUAAUAAAUGAAAAAAUAAAAUCAUUAGUAGAAUAUAAAAAUACAUUAGAUAUUAGCGAUAUUGAAAAAGAUGUUGAGAGCUAUGGUGAAAAAGUUAAUUACAUUGAAAAUGUAUUUAAUACUUUAAUAUCCAGCAUUAGAGAUUUGGAAUAUGAUAUCUAUACGAAAUUGGGUUCAAUAAAUGAUAUAAAUAUAGAAACUAUUAAAUCAUUAAAAAAUGAACAAGAUAUGAUUGUUCAAAUUGUAAAUAAAUAUCCCAACUAUUCUAUAGAUCCCUCAACUUUACCACCUCAACAACAGGAAAAAGAAAAAGAAAAAGAAAAAGAAAAAGAAAAAGAACAACAACAAAUACCUAAAAGUGAUACGCGACCAAAAGAAAAAAUAAAAAUAAAAACAAUAAAGGGAGAGAAUACAUAUUCAGAAGAAGAUCAUGAUUAUGGAAUAAAUGAUAUAAAAAAAGAGGUUAUCGAAAAUAAUAUUAAACAAGAAAAACCACAACCACAACAAAAACGACAACAAAUAGAAAUAAAAAAAGAAAAAGAAGAUACAAUACCUAUGAAUGGAGUAUAUAAAAGUGAGGACAGUGACGAUGAAGAAUUUGAAUAUGAAAUCGUUGAGGUCAUUGAACAUUUACGAGAUAACAAUAAUAAAGAUGGCGAUAGUGAUAAUAAUAGUAACAAUAAUAAUAAUAAUAAUAAUAAAAAUGGUGAUAAUAAAGAUAGUGAUACUGAAAAACAAAUAAUAAUAAAAAAAGAAAUAGAUAUUGAUAAACAAGAUGUUGACUCCAAAAAUAAUAAUAAUGAUAUUGAUAAUAAAACAACACCUACAACACCUACAACAACCACUACAACAACCACUACAACGGUUGAUACUAUAGUUAAUGAUGCAGAUGUUGAUAAAAUCAUUGAAAAUUGCAGAAACAAGAAAGAGUUUAUAAAAUUUUCAUUGACUGUGAAUGACAAUAUUGUAGACUCGAUACAGUCAUUAAUCCAGUCAUUAUUUUCCUCAAAUUCAAUUUCCAAAGAUUAUAUUUAUCCUCUACCCACUGAAAAUGAAAUUCCAACAAUUGUUGAUGAUAUUCAACCAAUCUUAAGUAUCAAUAAUUAUAAAAAUAAUAAUAAUAAUAAUAAUAAUAAUAAUAAUAAUAAUAAUAAUAAUAAUAAUAAUAAUAAUAAUAAUAAUAAUAACAAUAUGAAUUAUACUUAUGUGGAUGUAAGUACCAAUUCAUAUUCAAGCUCAAUUACAUAUGAUAUAAGCCAACCAUCAAAUACUCCACCACAAAUAACCCCUACGCAAACAACACCUUCACAACCACAACAACCACAGCUUCAUCCACAGCUUCAUCCACAGCAGCAACACCAAAACCAACACCAACAAUUACAACAACCUCAUCACCAACAGCAAAUUCACUAUCAACAGCAAUCUUAUCAACAACCUUAUCAAAUGCCACCACAACAAGCUUUAAAUCAACAAUCUCAACAACAACAACAACAACAACAACAACAACAACAACAACAACAACAACAACAACAACAGCAACAACAGCAACAACAACAAUAUCAACAACAACAACAACAACAACAACAACAACAACAACAACAACAACAACAACAACAACAACAACAACAACAACAACAACAACAACAACAACAACAACAACAACAACAACAACACCAACAAAUAUACCAACAACUAUACCAGCAAAUUUACCAACAAAAAAUGCUACACCAACAACAACAACAAUAUCAAAAACUUUAUCAAGCCAAACUCAUCCAACUUCAAAGUUUGCAACUUCAACAAAAAUACUUUCUAGCACAACCUCUAAACGAACAAAUGCAACAACCAAUGUUAAAACAAGAAUUUAUACAACAACAACAAUUACUUGAACAGCAACUACAACAUUAUCAACAACUUAUGCAACAACAACAAAUACUACUUAUGCAACAACAACAACAACAACAACAACAACAACAACAACAACAACAACAACAACAACAGCCAAUACAACAACAGCCAAUACAACAACAGCCAAUACAACAACAGCCAAUACAACAAUAUCCAAUACAACAACAUCCAAUACAACAUCCAAUACAACAACAUCCAAUACAACAACAUCCAAUACAACAACAGCCAAUACAACAACAGCCAAUGCAACACUAUCAACACCAACAACAACCAAUACAACAACAGCCAAUACAAAAUUAUCAAAACCAACAACAACCAAUACAAAACCAUCAACAGCAACAACAAUCAAUACAGCAACAACAACCAAUACAAAACCAUCAACAACAACAACCAAUACAACGACCCAUUCCUCAAAAUAAUAAUGGUAUUAUUGAAAAUAACCAUAAUGGAAAUCAACAAAAUUUAAUGAGUGGAGAUAUGAUAAAGUUACUAAAUUUUCAAAAAUAUCAAUCUGCUAUUUUACAGAAUUGCCAAAAAACGGAAAUUGAGAAAACUAGUGAAUCAUACUUACCCCAACUCUUAAAAAAACAAAGUAGUGAUUCUUUUAAAUUAAAAGAAUACCAAAAACAUCAAAUUAGUCAAUUGGCUCAAUUAGAAUCAAAAAUAAUGUCAACAAACUUAGAAAUCAAUCCCCAACUUUCUAAAGAAAAAACCAUACAAAAUUUAAAAAAUAAUAUCCAAACCCUUUUAAACUCACAAGAAGAAUUAAAUAAAAAAUUAUUUUCUAGAAAUCUAUUCAUUCAACAACAUAAUCAACAACAACAACAACAACAACAAUAUCAACAACAACAUCAACCAUCACCACAACAACACCAACAACAGCAACCAUCACCACAACAACCAUCACCACAACUAUCAACAGAAAUUCAAUUCCAAGAACAACCUCCUUUAAAAAAGUAUAAAGUUGAAAAUAAUGUCCAAAAUGGAAGUAGCCAAAAUGAGCCAAUUGAAAUUUUGGAAUGCGAUUAA